AUGGCUCAAUUCUACAACCAGAUUGACGAUGAAUACGGUACCGAGGCAAAACAUUCGCUAAAAAUAUACGCCAACCUAAACCGAAAAAUGGGAAACAUGACGGCUAGAAAGGAUUUUCUAGUCAAGUGUCGCAGAACGGGUUUGUUUCCCCCACACAUCACAGAUGUAUUCCGAUGUGUCUACACGCUGUUUGAAGACAACAGCCCCUACCUGAAUGAGCUCAACAGGAAGGUGAAUCGGUUUAAGAAAGCAAUAUUGAGUUUAGAAAUAAGGCAGACGUUUUAUAAACUGAAGCAGAUUACAGACAACAUGAAACAUACACGCAGUAACAUAAAAAGGUUGAUCCCAGACGGUGGAAGCGAUCCCUUUUUCGCCAAUCAAAUCGCUUUCCAGCAAAAGCACCUACAAAAACGCGCGGCAAACACUGACCGUAAAUAUCGAAAAAUCAUAGAUAGAUCGAUAAAAUCCCUCGAACAGAAAACGCCAUCACAUAACCACCGGGCGUUUUUCAACAGCACCACGGUAGAAGUACCACAACCUGUGCAACUCCUACUGAGUCUGGGAUCCAAGUUCGCUUUACCAUCUACAAAUAACAAACCAUCCACAUUCUACCACCUAAUAGCAGACAUCGAAGGCAUUAUUGAAACAACAGAGGACGAAGAAGUAAAAGUACGCAAUCGCAGUGCAGCAGCCAACCAAAUUAUGAACCACAUCCACGCGCAUAGAAACAAUACAGGAUGUAACCCGUCGGACAACUUCUACAAAACCGCAAUAAUCGCCACAAGACAGUUCUUAAAAUCAUAUCCGAAUAUCAUCGUACUGGAAGCCGAUAAAGGUAACAUAACGGUGAUGAUGAAUCGCGAGGAUUAUGACAGAAAGAUGCUGGCGCUAAUCGAGGACGAAAACACCUAUUCGAGCCUCACACGCGACCCAACAACCGGCUUUCAAACCAAAAACAAUGAGUUUGCUAAACGAUUAGCAGAUUUAAAACUAAUAAACCGAGCCACAGAAUUGAAAUUAAAAACGUAUAAAGCUACGGCGCCUUGCAUUUACGGGACACCCAAGGCACACAAGGAAGGUUUACCUCUAAGACCAGUAGUACCGUGUAUGACGUCACCAUCUUACCAGCUGUCUAAACAUGUGGGCCGGAUACUCCAAGCGUCGAUCAACAGCAAAUACAACGUCAAAGAUUCAUUCGAGUUCUGCGAAUUUAUCAAUGACGUCGUUUUGCCUCCAGAUCACAUCCUUGUUUCGUUCGAUGUUGUUUCCCUGUUCACAUGCAUCCCCAGGGACCUCGUUUUAAGCAACAUCAUCAACAAUUGGGAUGCCAUAAAGAAGAAUACUAACAUCAAUUUAGAUAUGUUUCUUGAAAUUGUAAACUUUUGCAUGACCUGCAGUUAUUUUAGAUACAAAAACAAAUUCUACAAGCAAAUAUACGGAACGGCGAUGGGCAAUCCAGUUUCUAGUCCGAUAGCUGAUUUUGUCAUGGAAUCGCUCUUGGACAACGUGACACGGACACUCGAUUUCCAGAUACCAGUUCUAAGAAAAUAUGUCGACGACCUACUGCUAGCUUUGCCCCGCGAACAUGUUGAAAAGGUAAGAGAAAAGUUUAACCAGUACCACCCCAAAAUUCAAUUUACGGUUGAGAUCGAGUCGAAUUGUCGUCUCCCGUACUUAGAUUUAGUAUUGAUUAGACAACCCGACCAAUCAAUCAAAACCGAGUGGUACCAGAAAUCAAUAGCUUCGGGACGAUUUCUCAACUUUCGAUCAGCACACAACACGCGCCUCAAAAUCAACACAGCGUUAAAUUUUAUAAAACGAGUCAAAAACUUUUCAACCAAUGUUCCCCCCGAGGAGGCGAUCAAAUUAAUCCAUGAGAAUCUGAGAAUCAACGAUUACCCGAAGACCCUGAUCAACAGAUUGAUUCGAAAAGCGAACGAAACCGACACCCCCCAAAACACACAAGAUACACCCACACAACACUACCGAUCCAUAUUACACAUCGACGGCCUAACUGCAAAAGUAAUCCGCGCACUUAAGACGGAUUACCCGCAUGUACGCAUCGGCACCACACAAAAGCACACGAUACGCAGCCUACUGCCUGUGGUCAAAGAUCCGAUAUCGCCGAUCGAUCGCUCCAAUGUGGUCUACCAUAUCCCAUGCGCAGGCGCUCCCGAACGAGAUGAAGAAUGCUCCAAAUGCUAUGUUGGGCAGACCAGCUAUAAACUACGGACUAGAAUGUCGAAACAUAAAUGUGAUGUCACCAAAUUGAAACGCAUAUUAGCAACAGGGGCCACAGCGUCAAACCCCAGCAUCCGGGAACUGCGGCAGUCAGCUGUUGUUGAACAUUGUUUCGAACAGGAGCACAUGUUUGACUUCGAUAAAGCCACCGUCCUAGACAGUUCCAACAAACACCGUAGGCACCUAGAGGUACUCGAAAUGUGCUACAUACAAAGUACCCCGAAUACCGUCAACAUCCAGAGCGACACAGACGGGAGAGCAAUCUCGUACGGCGGAGUGUUUCGCUCUCUCGCAAACACUCGCAAGCACUCAUGGACGCCGGGUUCUGGCGGUAAAGAAAACGCUACGAAAACUCAAACAAUAAUAACAAACAGUGAGUCGAGUGAUAGAAGUUUUGCCACGGACGUGUUCCAAAACGACGGAGUAGGCGCCGACGCCCUGGCCGAUACCAGAAUAUUGGACACGUAA
Messenger RNA from Uranotaenia lowii, 2709 nucleotides. RefSeq lists its product as uncharacterized. The transcript has a single exon. The coding region runs from base 1 to 2709 and encodes 902 amino acids. The record is from RefSeq and is a predicted model, not a curated record. Lineage: Eukaryota; Metazoa; Arthropoda; Insecta; Diptera; Culicidae.